Molecule: messenger RNA, 4547 nt
Organism: Dinoponera quadriceps
Lineage: Eukaryota; Metazoa; Arthropoda; Insecta; Hymenoptera; Formicidae
Product: zinc finger and SCAN domain-containing protein 2-like
Exons: 1
Coding region: 24-2870 (948 amino acids)
Cellular component (GO): nucleus
Source: RefSeq, a predicted model, not a curated record
UUCGCCAGUGGGCGGCGAGUCUAAUGGAGACCCACGAGGGUGAACAGUUCGUGACGUUUCCCCUUGCUGAUGUGCACGAUGCCAUACAGGAGAACAUGAUAUCCCACGAGGAGAUAUGCGAGCCUAGCGUCGACGAAUGCGUCCUUCAGGAAGAUCUCACGGAUGUGCCGGUGAACGAUGUCAACGCCGAGAUCGCGGAACCGCAGAAUGAGAUACUUGCGGAACAGUCCGACGAAGAGGAUGACAAUCAAGUGGUGUAUCCGAUGUACAUCAAGCAAGAAGAACAGCAGCAGUACACAUCGGGCGAUGACGAGUCGAUGGCGGUGGAGGCCCUGCGGCAGUUGGGUGGCAUGUAUCCUUGCUUUGAGGACAAGAAGGUCAGCUGUCCCACCUGCAAAAAUCUCUUCAACCAGGACGAGUUGGCCAAGCACCAGUCUACGUGCACUGUAUCCAAGUUAUCUUGUACAACCUGCGGUGAGAGAUUCGAGAGGAAGAUAGACCUCAAUAACCACAUGGUUUGCCACCAGGUGGACCGUCCUCACGCAUGCAGGACAUGCGGCAACUUGUUCCGUUCUAAGAGCAGCUUGCAGUCGCACAUGCAGCAGGUGCACCAGGUCGAACGGCCGCACAAGUGCACGGUCUGCGGCUCAGACUUCCAGAGGCCCUCCAGCUUGUCCAAUCACAUGAAAAUACACACGUACAUCGCGGGACGCGCCAUCCAGCAAAGCGGCAAUUUACCGGUUCAAGAGACGUUCAGGAAGUGGCCGGAGGACGCGUCGGAUUCGCAGAAUACCUCCCAGGUGUCGUCGGUGCAUUCCAUACAGAAUUAUGACGUGUGUCAGGUACAAUGGCCGGUGUCGUCGUACAAUUUCCAGGGCGAGCAGUCGACGGUCACGACGAUGUCGAAUCAGCAGGAGAAGAUGGACGCGCUGCAGGAGUUCACGGUGAUGUCCAACGGCGAGGUGACGCAGUUCGAGUACACGGAGCAGAACAGCAUCGGCAAUGCGGUCGGUGGUCAGCAGUACAACCUGUCAUUGAACUCGUUUGAUGGCCAGGACGGGGUGGUGAAGGUUGAGGCGCUCUCGUACAACAACGAGAACCGGAGGAACUUCGUGGAGAUCGAGGAGAACGGCGGCAAGCAGCAACAACAACAGCCGCAGCAUUACACGUGCAAGCACUGCGGGGUCGCGUUCUCACGAGCGACCGCGUUAGCCUCCCACGAGAAGAUCCACACCGCCAAGAACUGGAACAUGCCGAUCGAGUGCGAAUAUUGCGACAAGCAGUUCCAAGACGGCAAUCACCUGGCGACCCACCAGACCACUUGCGCCAAGAAGAUCAUGCGGAACAACAUGGAGCAGGGCGUGAGCAACAACAAGUGGAGCAAGCACGCGUGCUCCGAGUGCGGGAAGAAAUUCACGACGAAACAGAAGAUGUUUCGCCACCAGUGGAUCCACAGGAAGAAGACGCACUCGUGCGAGGUGUGCGGCGUGCUGUUCGAGAAGCAGUCCGAAUUGGACGAACAUCGGCUGUCGGCUCAUCUCCGCGACGCGCCGCACACUUGCUCGGAGUGCGGCAAGAGCUUCGUGUCGCGUCAGGGUCUCUGGGAGCAUGGCAGGACUCACGUCGGCAGCCCGGCGCACUUCCAAUGCGACAAGUGCUUGAAAACCUUUUCUUCCCGUCAGGGAUACCUGAUUCACAACCGCACGCACACGGGCGAGCGUCCGUACGGCUGCAAGUACUGCUGGAAGUCUUUCCGGGAUGGCGGCACUCUGAGGAAACACGAGCGCAUCCACACCGGCGAGAGGCCGCACGUGUGCCCGUUGUGCUCGCGGGCGUUCAACCAGAAGGUGGUAUUGCGCGAGCACGUGCGCUGGGUGCACGCCGCGGGCAAGAACGAGACCGAGGCGAGCGAUCCGCCGUAUCAGUGUUCCCUGUGCGGCGCCUUGAACCAAGACCGCGACGAGCUCUGCGCGCACAUCGUCAAGCAUUCCGAUCAGUUGAUAGCCGAGGCUAAAGCGAAGAACAACGACGGCUACCCGAAGUCGAAGUCGUUGGCCAAGAAGAAGGCGAAGUCCAAGUCCUCCUCCUCGUCCUCGUCGACCUCCUCGUGCGGCAUCAACGCCCCCAGCGGUAAGCACGAUGCGCUCGAGCACUUCAUCUCGAAGACUGAACAGAACGAGGCGCUGCUGUCGAUCACGGAGAACGUGGACAAGCCGGACGAUCUGCACGUGAUCAAUGACAAGCCGAACAACGCCUUCGUCGUGGUGACCGCGGAGAAACGUACCGACGGCUUCAUCGCGAUAUCCGAGUUCAAGCACAGCAACAUACGCUUCAUCGUGGACGGCAAGGAGGACGAGAAUAUCCACGUGCUGCACGUCGAUCAGAAUCACCGGGACCCCCUCGACGUGAUCGCCGCGUCGGAGGAGUGCAGCGACGCGACGCAGUCGGUCGUGGCCGCCGACGAGACGAUCAGGCGCGGCGAGAUGACGACGAUGCAUCUGAUCCAGGCUUCUCCCGGCAAGCAAAACACCCUCAACAUAAUAUCGAAGCAAAACGAGUCGCUGCCGGUGCUGGCGAUACCGAACCCGCAGAGCCACACCGAUUACUCCAGUCAAAUCGUACAGGUGAGCGACGCCGAUCUAACAAUGGUGGGCCACCAGACGCAGCAUCUCAAGGACGGGAAGAGCCGCGUCGAUCAGGACGAGCAGGAUCGCUUGAUGCAGGAGGAAGCGUCUCAGACGGCGGUUAUUCAGGUCGUGCAGUACCAGCAGCAGGAGAGUGACGAGGAUGAGGAGUUCACCUGCGGAAUCUGCGGGGAGGAAUUCGACGAGAAGAGCGCGUUGAAAGAACACAUUAAGAUUCAUAUAUAAUCGUCGUUGUCACACUCUCUGCCACUCUGUCCAGAUUUUUGAUACUUCGCACGCUAAUUGUUCCGGAAUGUGUAAACAGUAACGAAAGUAACGCACAAUUAAUGCAAUAAUCCCUUACUGCCAGUGACCUUAAGUCGCGUCCUGUGUAAACUUGGCACCUUGUAUUUUGUAUCUAUGUGUACUAGUGAAUUUGUUUGCAUCGAAGUCGGAUGUCGGCCAUUUUGUUAAACUCCUGAUUCUUUUUCUCUUUGGUGAAGGUGCAAACGAAAUUAUUGUUACAGCAAACUACAGACGGGAUGCUAACAUUUUCUGCAUUCAAAGAUUCGGUUUUUUUUUUUUUAAAGUCGGUUUAAAGUACCAGGUUCACAUAAGUUAAAUCGCACGAGGUUCACCUACACGCUAGGAACAUUUUCAACUAGUCUGUGUUACAUUGAGGUAGACUAGUUUUUAGAAAUGGAAAGGAGGAGGGCAGAGACACAGCAGUAUAGAGCAAGAUUUUGGUAUUAUGUAUAUAAUAUGUAAGAUAGAUAUAUUUAUUGAACCGCGAGAGAUGCUAAUUAUGACUCGAAUAAUUCAACGUAUGUCUUUUAUUAUCUGAUUAGGCUGAUGAUUGUUACUUGAAACGUGUAUUUUCGUUUCUCUCUUCUCAUGUGGGCGAUCAUAUAGCAAGAUUACUUGACGAUUUGUCAAUUCAUGUGAUCAGAGGAGUGCUCUUUUUCGUGUUAUCUCAAAACAUCAAAUGAAAGUUUAAUUUGUCAACGUAUGGUUCAUCGUGAUUGAUAAGAGGACUGAUUAUCGUACUACUGCAUUCACGUUUGUUUCACACAGUCGGACAAUGAAUUAAAGAAUACUGCACUUUAUUUUCACAUAUUCAAAGUAUAUGUUAAAUAUAAUUCCAGAAAAAAAAAUAUAUAUAUAUAUAGAUUAUAAAGUUAUAUCAAGACAUAUAAAUUUAUUCGCUAUUCGGGCAUUUGUUGAAAAGAUUUACAUACAUAUCGCGAAAAAAAUAAAAAGAAUCUACAAUCAGGUGCAUUAUACUUUUAUUUCGUGUUGCUCUAUAAUUAAUAUAUAAUUUGCAUUGAAUGUGUACAGGAGCCAUCAUAGAGACCUCUUCGGAAGGCUCCGGAAUUAACAUUAAUAUUUUACAGAAUUCUGAGCAAACUACAAAGAGAAUCGUCAUAUACUUGUGAUAUUCGUAAUCAAGAAUCAUCCACAGAGAGGUGCAAGACGACUUUUUGGAGAAGAGAGUUGAAAUAAAGAACUGAAAGGAGUGCUAGAGACAAAGUGCAGCGCUGGUUUAUGUCAUUAAUUAUGAAUUUUUAAAGGCCUAGCAGCAAAAUCCGGCUCUAUACUUCUCUUCAUAAUAACGUAAGAUACACGUUAAAAUGAAUUUCGUUAAGAAAUAUCCUGUGAAUAGAAGAAGUGUUGAGUGUAAACAUGGUAAAAAGUGUAGCCUAACUGCACUAAGUGCUGCUCUUGCGUCCGUACGUGCAAUGCAUUAAUAACCGCAUAAAUAUGGACAUAUACUUAAUAUGUAGACAAAGUGUUUCGCACUCUUAUCGCACGAGACUCCAAAAUCGAUUUGGAAUUUGUCUCUGGCUCCUGUGCACCCUUAAAAGCAAAGUGUCAUUAGUGUCAGUCUAUAAUAGGUAUUUUAAAUCUUAAGAAAUUGACCAA